AUGUCUAAAUCCAGCACUCCCACUCAUUUUUCUGGUGAAACAGAUCAUUUUUAUGAUCCUAAUUUCACAGCUGAAAUAAGCCAGAAAAUGAGGGUACCUAAGCGCAUUAAUGUUGAUGGAGUUUGUGACAUGCCGAAUGUAAAUAAAAAUGAUUUCAAUGCUUGGAUGCCUGCUGAGAAACUUGAAAUGCAUGUGCCAGAAAAAAUUGUUGUUGCUGGUCAUGACGAACAUUUUGGAACUAGAACGAUUCCAAGAGAAAUGGCACUUGAUAACUCCAUUAUGCCACCGGAUCCGGGUAUAAUUCGAGUCCAGACACCUCCAAGAGUGAUAACCAUUGAUUCAGUGUAUUAUCCGGAAGAUGCAUAUCAGCCUCCACCAGCAUAUGUUGAAAUAAACCAUCGAAAACCUCAUUCGGAUGGUGACCGCAGACUAGAUUUGAGUACUGCCAGUGUCAAUCUGAAUGAAAGCAUCGCUGCAGCUGAGGGAAUGUCUUUAAAUGAAGAAGUUGUUCAUUUACGUAGACAGUUGGCAAAAUUGAACCGAAGGAUCAUGUCUAUAGAAUUAGAAAAUAUGCAGCGUCAAACUAGAGACAAAGUUGUGUUUGCUGUUGGUUUAGCAUAUUUUUUCUUCAAAACUGUUUUGUGGUUGAGUCGUUCAAAUUAG
Nezara viridula (southern green stink bug) is the source of this 663-nucleotide messenger RNA. Lineage: Eukaryota; Metazoa; Arthropoda; Insecta; Hemiptera; Pentatomidae. The record is from the annotation of a GenBank genome assembly.